AGGAGGAGGCUGUUGAAAGAGAGCAGGAAAACGUCGUUCUGUUCGAGGUCACCUGUGGAGAGGACAGUCCUUUGACUGCAUCUGCUUUGCGUGGAUUGGGAGAAGCACUGAAGCGAAGGGGCAAAAUUGAAGAGGCUGUGGGAAGUUUUGCUCGAUCCUACUAUAUUGAGGCUCAAAAGGAUGCCUUUGAUUUGCUGUCCAUUAUGGAGGUGCACAGCCUCCUUUUUGGAGCUCAUAUGGAGAUGGUCAAGCUCGGACGACCUCUGAAUCGAGCAAGCUUCCGUUCUUACUUGCCCACCGUUGAGAUUGCCCUUCAAAGGGUCCGGAACAUGCCGCAAGAUGCCAACGCAGGUGCAUACUACAAGGUUGCAGGUGAGUUUGCCGCGUUCGCGGAGGACUAUUUACAAGCGUCAGGCCUCUUGAAGGAGGCUCUUGACCUCUUCAAGACUGAGAGGGACGAAAAGGUGGAGGGAUUGAUCAAGCAUUGCGAAGAGCUCAAGGAGUUUUGCGAUGCCUCACUUGCACGCGGACCCCAAAAGUAAAGCCUGGACAUGCUGCAAAGCCAGCUCUCUCAACUCAGCGUAAAAAACAAAUAUGAAAGGUAUUGACAGUGAUUCAAUAUUGAUCCAUCCUUUUCGAUUGACGGCCUUCAGCAUCCAAGUUCUUUUGGCAAGAUUUCGGUCC
Messenger RNA from Durusdinium trenchii, 684 nucleotides. The record is from the annotation of a GenBank genome assembly. Lineage: Eukaryota; Dinophyceae; Suessiales; Symbiodiniaceae.